This is a messenger RNA of Drosophila mauritiana, 4862 nucleotides long. Its product is annotated as ataxin-2 homolog. Gene Ontology annotation, cellular component: cytoplasmic stress granule. The transcript has 5 exons. NCBI's taxonomy places the organism in Eukaryota, Metazoa, Arthropoda, Insecta, Diptera, Drosophilidae. The record is from RefSeq and is a predicted model, not a curated record. Gene Ontology annotation, molecular function: RNA binding. Gene Ontology annotation, biological process: cytoplasmic stress granule assembly. Bases 706 to 3912 code for a protein of 1068 amino acids.
GCCAUUCGAUACCGAACACUGUGGCUGCACAUACGCACCCCCGUUCAGAUUGAAGUUAAUAAAUUAGCAAAAUAAUCUUUAGACGCAACAAAAUUCGCCGUUUACCACUACCGCCGCCCAGUCGCUGCAGCUCGUCGUGCCGUUCCGUUGUUGCAUUUCCUCUAUUUUUUUUCACCGAUUUGCCAAAUACGCCGUCGAUGUGCGCUAGGGAUGUGCAAAAAAGUAUCGACUGCGGAAAGCAACUCGUCAAGCAACCUUGCUCGUUAUCGCUACAGUACGCAGGGAAAAAAUAAAAUUAGCAACAAAAGCGUUUAUAGCAGCCAAGUAACAGUGCUAGACGGCGCCGAAAUAUCACAUCUUGGCUAGAACACGCCUCGCCCGCCCAUCCGCGACCAUCGCAGCAGGAUCCUCCGAUCGGAAAGUUGUUAAAUCCGGGGAAAAUCGGCCGAAGCAAAAAGAAGCAGCCGAAGCAAGAGCAGCAGCAGCAGUAGCAAGCAGCACAGCAGAAACGGGCGAAAGAGGAAACAGAAGAGAAAAGAAGCAAAAACGCCAGGUUUGAACGACUGCUAAAAAAAAGUGUCCUGGUGGUCAACUGGUACUCGGACUGCUCCUUCUGGCCUCCCGGCAAUCGGACACAAACCGACCACAACGGCAAUCGGCGGUUGGCAAUUGGCAAUUGGCGAUCCACAUCCAAUCGACGUUAUUAUGAACAACAAUAGCAAGCGGAAAACCCGACCCACUGGCGGCGGUGCCAGCGGCGGCAUCUCAAGAUACAACUCCAACGAUAACAGCCUAAGGCCCGCUAACAACAAGGCAAGUGCAGGAGGCGGGAACGGAGGCGGAGCAGUGCGUCCGGCGGCGCAGGGCGUCUACAACAACACGUUUUUCAUGCACUCGGCCACGGCGCUGGUGGGCAGCGUGGUGGAGGUGCGCCUGCGGUCGGGCAAUAUCUACGAGGGAGUAUUCCGCACAUUCUCGGGCAAUUUUGACAUCGCACUGGAGCUACCGGCGUGCAUUAAGUCCAAGAAUCUGCCGGAGGAGGGCAAGGUGCCAAAACACAUUAUAUUCCCGGCCGACACCGUGGUGACCAUCGUGGCCAAGGACUUUGACUCGCAAUACGCCACCGCAGGCGCUUUUCAGACGGAUGGCGCCAUUUCUGACAAGUGCAACGGUGCGCGUCCGGACGAGAAGGAAUUGGAACCAUGGGAUUCUGGCGCUAAUGGCGACAUUGACAUAGAAUUGGAUAGUGCCGCCAACGGCUGGGAUCCCAACGAGAUGUUCCGCAAGAAUGAGAACACGUUUGGUGUGACCUCCACAUUUGAUGAUUCUCUGGCUUCGUACACGGUACCGCUGGACAAGGGUGAUUCCCUGGAAUUCAAAGAGGCCGAAGCCAAGGCAGAAAAGCUGGCUGCCGAGAUCGAAAAUAAUCCGACGUGCCGUGACCGUCUGGACUUGGAGAAUGGUGACGAGGAGGCGCUCUUCGCGGCCGUGGAGCGUCCGUCGACGGAGCAGGAUCAACGCGGAGAUCGUGGCGACCGCGAACGCAACGAUCGGGAUAGGGAGCGCGAGGAGCGGGACAGGGACCGUGAUCGCGAUCGCGGUAACAAGCCCCGUGGCGCUGGUGACUUCCAGUUGAGGGAGACCAUGAGUAGCGACCGCUACAUCACAAAACAGACGCGCAGUAUCACCGGACCGCAGCUAUCGCAUGUUGGCAUGUCCUCGCAGGGCAGCGGACGCGAUCGUGACACUCGUGGCGAUGGCAGCCUGAUGAUGCAAAGUGGCGGCGGGUCGGGCCAAGGCGGCUCCACGCAGUCGACGGCAGCACUUAUGCUGGCCGGCGGCCUGAAGGGCGUGGGCCCGGCCCCCUCAACAAACGCGCCCGCGGACUCGUCCAGCAAGUAUAGCGGCGGUUCGAUGGUAAAGCGCAAGACGGUGCCCCAGGGCGGCAAGGUGAUGCGCAACAAUGUGCCUACAGGUGGCAGCAACGUUUCCGUGUCGCAGGGCGGCAACGGCAACUCUGUGGGCCAGAACAAGGGCGGCUACCAGCCGUCGAUGGGCAUGCCGAGUCAAUACUCCUACCAGGGUAACUCGCAAAUUAUGCAUGGGUCUUCUCAGUACCGCAACCAAUCUCACAUGGGCGGCGCAAAUAAGCUAAAUGGCGAUUCGAAUGCCAAUACCAACAAGCCGCUGCCACAGCGCCAGAUGCGCCAAUACCAGGGCUCUCAGAGCAACUCGUCGCUGAACUACGGAGGUGAACCCCAGUCGCUGGGUAAGCCCGUGCACGGCUCCCAUGGAGGCCAUCCCGGGCAAAAUAGCAACUCGCCGCCGCUGCAGACGGCCGGGCCACAGCAGCAACAGCAGCAGCAGCAACAACAGCCGCCGCAGCAACAGCAGCAUCAGAACAUGCAGCCACAAGGGCAAAACUCGCAACCAGCGCGUCAGGUGCGCACGCGCGAUAACCAAAUGCAGGAACUGCGGCAGUUUGGCCAGGACUUCCAACUGGCCCCGAGCAACACUUCACCGCCCCAGCAGCAACAACAGCAGCAGCAGCAGCAAGUGCAGCAGCAGCAACAGCGAGCGUUGCAACAAUCUGCCUCGCCACCGCAACAGCAGCAGCAGCAACAACAGCAGCACGUGGUCCUGCACCAAGUGCCGCAGACGCACCUGCACCAAGCGGCCCUAUCACAGCCACACUAUGUGCCUCAGCAGCAGCCUCAGCAGGCGCCGCCUCCACAGCAGCAACAUGUGCCGCAUCACAUGCAACAGAAGGCCCAGCAGCAGCAAUUGGUGGAGACCCAGCAUCAGCACGUGCAGAAGCAGCACCAGUCGCAGCCACAAGUGCAGCAGCCGCCGCCACAGCUGCUUCAGGAUCCAUCACAACAGCCGUUGCCAAUUUACCAUACAAUGCCGCCGCCACAGACUUCACCCGUAGUUGUUACUUCGCCGGUUCUGCUGGAGCAGCCUCCGCCACAACCCAUGCCGGUGGUGCAGCAACAGCAGACACAGCAGAUUGCCACGCCCAAACCUGAAGUCUCGCCGGCACCAAGCAGCAACACCACCACACCUACUGGCAUAGCCAGUACGCCUACAGCAGGGGUCAUUGCCAGUGCUGGAUCUGAGAAAACCACGCCGGCAGCACCCACUCCGACGAGCAAUUCCGCAACGGUGCCUACAGGAACGGCCGCCACUGCUGGAGGCGCCACGGGAACCACUCCGGUGGUUAAGAAGCAUGUGCUCAACCCAUCAGCCAAGCCAUUUACACCCCGCGGGCCCAGCACCCCGAAUCCAUCACGCCCGCACACCCCACAGACGCCUGUGCCCAUGACGAACAUUUACACAACCACGGGAGGACAUGUACCGCCGGCGGCCAGCCAGCAGAUCUACGUGGUGCCACCGCAUCCAUUCCCGCCUCAGACACACCCACAGGCCGGACAGCCACCGCGCCUACGUCGUAGUAAUUACCCUCCAAUGGCCGCAUCGCAGAUGCACGUAUCGGCAUCCGCGGCCACGGGUCAGCCGUUGAUAACAGCCGGCCCGAUACCGCAAUUCAUCCAGUACGGCCAUGCACCACACCAGCAACAAUUCCAAUCGCAUACGUACGCGCCGAUGCAGAUGCGCGUGUACCCGGACCAGCCGCAGCAGUUGCAGUUCGUGGCCCAGACGCCACAGUCGACCACACCGUCGCCGGGCCAGCCGCACCAGCAGUUCCAUCCGCCGCCACAGCCAUCCCCCGCCGGCGGGGGACCACAACCGGCGUUCACGCCGCCCACACAGGCAACCACUUACCAGCUGAUGUGCGUGCACCCCCAAUCGCUCUUAGCCAAUCACUAUUUCCCGCCGCCGACGCCGCAGCAUCCGCAGCAGAAUCAACAACAGUAUCAGAUCGUGAUGCAGCAGCAUCAGCCGCAGUGAGACAUCGCCAGCUGGGGAAUGGCGCACGGGAAGGUGGCGAGCUGGAAGGCGGGGGGAACAGGCGGCCCCUCCUUGUUAAUGUCGCCGUAGCGAGUGGGAGCUACGCUGCGGGCAGUCGUCAUCAAGCAACAGUUACACAUAUACAGACACAACACGCAACAUGAAGCACUCACCUUAACCACACCCGCAUCCGCAUCUGAAUCUGCACCUGCAUCAGCAUCCGCAUCCGUAUUCUCAUCAAACUUUUGAGUAAACGCGCGGCUUUCGUUGUCGCUCCAAGCGAUUUUCGCCCACAAUUCACACAUCCAGCCACAUCCUUAUGCCAUGUGCACGAGCGGCCCAUCCUGUAGCACAUCUCUCACAGACCGAAAACACCAACAACAACAACAACAACUAGGAAAUUAUAAAAUACAAUUAAAACAAAAGGAAACUAGUAAAUUUUUUUGAAAUCGCAAGACUUCUACAGCGCACGGAAGCCAAACACAACAACCGCAAAACAUAAAGAAACAAAACAAACAAAAAACAAACAAACAAUCACUGAAAACACCAAAACGUAUAAGAAAGCAAAUGCAAAAAUAAGAAAAAACAAAAUAAUUUAGAAAGCUAAAAGCAACUGUCGAAUCAAUUAUAAUACGAGAACAAUGAGCGUUUGUAGGAAGCGUUUCCUGCCCCGCACAAGUCCUGUAAGUCGAGGCGAAAAUUCCAAAACCCGAUUGGCUACCAAAUUGAUACAAUUACAUUGUAAAACCGAAACGCAAAUGAAGUAGAAUCAAAAACCUAGGGAGUUGAACAUGCGAAAGACGUCGAGUUAAGGAUAAUAAGAGCGAAAUUUUGUAAAAUUGUUUUAAACAUAAUAAUUUGAUGCACUUCUGCGCUCCCGCUAUCUAUAGUUUUAUGCGCUUUGGCAAUCGACCGGCAAUCCCAAACCCCUCCCCAAAAAAAAGCCAAAA